Molecule: messenger RNA, 390 nt
Organism: Miscanthus lutarioriparius
Lineage: Eukaryota; Viridiplantae; Streptophyta; Magnoliopsida; Poales; Poaceae
Source: the annotation of a GenBank genome assembly
AUGGCUCCCGCCGGCGCCGAGAAACCCGCCGACGCCGCCCCGGUGCCCGAGCAGGAGGAGAAGGAGGCGCUGUUCGCGGCGAAGCACGAGGAGCUGGUGUCCGAGGCGCGGGACGUGGCGCGCGAGCACGGCGUCGCCGUGACCACUGUCGCGUUCCGGCCCGACGGCACCGCGGUGGCGGACGAGGCCGUCGGCGUCGGCGUCGGGCUGCAGGAGCAGGUGCGGGCCAUGAUUCAGCGGGCCAUAGCGAGGAAGGUGGCGGCGAUGGAGUCCGGGGAGUUGGCCGCGCACCGGAGGGAGCUCCAGAUGCUGAGGGGCAUCGUGGUCGGCGAGCUGACGCAGGCCAAUAAGGUGUUGCCGGGACGGAAGGAGACGGACAGCAGCAGGUGA